Micromonas pusilla CCMP1545 is the source of this 609-nucleotide messenger RNA. RefSeq lists its product as uncharacterized. Gene Ontology annotation, molecular function: microtubule binding. The transcript has a single exon. The record is from RefSeq and is a predicted model, not a curated record. The coding region runs from base 1 to 609 and encodes 202 amino acids. Gene Ontology annotation, cellular component: Ndc80 complex. Lineage: Eukaryota; Viridiplantae; Chlorophyta; Mamiellophyceae; Mamiellales; Mamiellaceae. Gene Ontology annotation, biological process: chromosome segregation.
AUGGCGGUCGGGGAGAGCGCCCCGUACGGGGAUGGCCCGUUCGCGGAGUGCCACGAGCUCAUCGAGGAGAUGCGGCGGAUAUACGCCACGGACGAGGACACGAUGAAGGCUCGGCAGCUGAACGAGCAGUUCGCGGAGGUUCGCGAGCUGUGCGAGAGGCGCGAGGUGCACAUGCAGGACGUGAUCAAGGAGAUGGUGCAAAAAGUGAAGGAAGCGGAGAAAGCGGCGACGCCGACGGAGUCGGAGGAGGAGCACAAGAAGCGGCUCGCGCAGGCGGAGUCGGAGAAGCGCGCGGCGGAGGAAUACCUCACGCACAUGGAACACGAAGCGAUGGCGCUCGAGAACUCGCAAGCGGAGCUCAAAGCGGAGGCGGCGAAGCUCAAGAUGAAGAAGCAAGAGCUCACGGACAUGGAAGAUGAAGGCGUGCCCCGGUUGAAGCACGAGCUGUCGCUGUACGCGCACAUAUCGAAGAUCUCGUGGGCGUACGACAGACCAGAUCGAAUCAAAGGCCGCGUGAACGGCGCGGGCGAGGUGAAGCCGUUCGAUUUCGCGCCGGACGAGAUGACCGAGUUCGAACUCGUGAACAAGAUGUGGGACCUCAUAGAUUAA